AUGCGUCGGCAGACUCCCAUAGCGCACCUGCUGCACAACCACCUAUUCCCUCACCCAUCACCAAACGACCCGCCCUCAUUCUCGGCGCACCUGGCUCGUAAUCUGGUGCCUGAAGUACGCAUUGAAGUAGCCACGUUCUACGGCGACCUAAAUAGUGCGGAGGCUCGCUAUCCGGGUCUCAAUUACUGCCAUCCUCCCCACCGCAUGCGGCUCGGCCGUUUCAAACAUCACAAACGCCUCUUCGAUGCCUUUGACGCACUGGGCCUGACAUAUGGGGAGAUUCAGGAUUUUUGCUGCUGGGAAGGAACAAAAUGGGCGAGAGAGCGUUACGAAAAGGAUGAGGGCGUCAAGGUUGUCGAUACCACGGGUGAUGAGAUUGGGCCGUUCGUCGACAAAAGGGACCGGGGAGAGGACCACCUCCGGAGACAUAGCAUUACCCGGAAGACCGACAUCUCGAUUGUCGUUGAACAUCAACCGCGAAUCGACGAAGACGCCGAGCAAAUGACAGAGGACCAUCACGAGAGCGACUCGGGACUCACAGAUGGCGAGCCCCAAGAUGAGGCUCGCGAGAUCACAGAAACUAUCAGCCACAGGCGCGACGAGCAGGAGAUCACUCAGAGCAUCAUUGCCGCCUGGGAACGAGGCCAGAGUCUCUCCCCAGAGGUCGAACAGUACCUCAAGGAGCAAUCGGAGCGUGGGGACUCGGAGCUGGCCGCCAGAUUGUUUGCACAGCAGCAAAGAUACGCUCCGGCCGAGAAUACAGCCGUGGUCGCCUCGCAGACCUCCCGUGCGGCAGCGUAG
Messenger RNA from Ramularia collo-cygni, 801 nucleotides. RefSeq lists its product as uncharacterized. Bases 1 to 801 code for a protein of 266 amino acids. The transcript has 2 exons. NCBI's taxonomy places the organism in Eukaryota, Fungi, Ascomycota, Dothideomycetes, Mycosphaerellales, Mycosphaerellaceae. The record is from RefSeq and is a predicted model, not a curated record.